AUGGGCAAGCCAGCGGAUUUCGCGGACAUACUCAAUGGGGUGAUGUGGUCUCAAGUCGUCCUUGGCACUGUGCUUGUUGCAUUGCGAAUGUACACACGACAGUAUAUUGUGAGAAAUCUCGGCUGGGACGACGUACUGAUGUUGGUCAACCUGGCUACCUUCAUCGGUUAUGUUGGCUGCGUGUCUGUUGGCAUCACCUAUGGUGUUGGCAAACAGACGGCCGACAUUGUACGACUCGACCUCAACUACUCCAAAUCGAUCAUGUGGGAAGCCAUCGGUCAAGGCAUCUGCAUCAUGGGAAUAGCUGCCUCCAAGGGUUCAGUUGCACUGUUUCUCCUGCGCAUUGUUCUCAAGAGAUGGCACAUUGCUAUCCUCUGGUUUUGCAUAGCGAGUACGACAGUGCUUUGCAUCAUCACAACAACGCUUCUGUACACUCAGUGUGUACCAUCGGCGUUCUUAUGGGAUCAGACUAUCGAAGGCGGCUAUUGCUGGCUGAACUUCACCGAGGUCGGUCUAACGAUGGGCGCUUGGUCUGCAGCUAUGGACUUCGUUCUCGCUCUCCUUCCUUGGCACAUUAUCAUGGGACUCAAUAUGAAACGCAAGGAUAAGAUCACGAUCGCAUCUGGUCUUUCUUUGGGCAUUUUUGCCGGUGCCUGCUCCGUUGUCCGUACCAUUGAACUGCGAUCCAUGUCCUCAAUGGAGAACUAUGUGUACGACACCGCGAGUAUGCUUCUUUGGUCUUCCACCGAAGUAUUCCUCACGAUUGUUUGCGCGUGUGUCCCCGUUCUUCGGCCACUUUACGUCCGCAUCAAAUACGGUUCACGCGGCGACUCCUCAGGCCAGAACUCCUAUCCACUCAAGGAGUACUCCAAGUCCAAGAGCAGCCGUGGUAUGGAUGGAAGUAGGAAGUCGGAUAAAAUAUACAUGGGUCCUGGGGAAAGUGUUUUACAGACAACAGUUCGGAUGGGGAGUGAUACAGCAAGCGAGGAGACGAUACUCAGGGAGAGUCAUGGGAACAACGCUUGGAACCAUGAGCCGAAGGACCCGGGCGAUAUCACCAUCACCACCACUGUCACUUCGAGGGACGAUUUCGUAUGA
Messenger RNA from Alternaria incomplexa, 1098 nucleotides. RefSeq lists its product as uncharacterized. The transcript is spliced from 3 exons. The record is from RefSeq and is a predicted model, not a curated record. Bases 1 to 1098 code for a protein of 365 amino acids. NCBI's taxonomy places the organism in Eukaryota, Fungi, Ascomycota, Dothideomycetes, Pleosporales, Pleosporaceae.